AUGUUGGACAACGAGGAUCAUCGCUUAGAGAACCACCCGCGGGAGCUUACCCAGAACCCGCUGAAGAAGAUCUGGAUGCCGCAUAAAAACGGGCACAUUGCGCACAGACGGGUUUGCAUGACAAACUGCCCAACGCUCAUCGUGACUGUGGGACUUCCUGCCCGUGGAAAGACGUACAUUUCCAAAAAGCUCACCCGCUACUUGAACUGGAUAGGUGUGCCAACCAAAGAGUUCAACGUCGGGGAUUACCGGAGAGAGUGCCUGAAGAUCUACAAGUCCUUUGAGUUUUUCCGUCCAGAUAAUGAAGAGGGCGUUAAAAUCAGACGUCAGUGUGCAAUGUCGGCGCUGAACGAUGUGCGGCAGUACCUAAGCGUUGAAGGAGGACAGGUUGCUGUGUUUGAUGCCACAAACACGACCAGGGAAAGAAGAGGAACCAUUAUGAAGUUUGCUGAACAGAACGGUUUCAAAGUGUUUUUUGUGGAGUCUGUGUGUGAAGACCCAGAGUUCAUUGCACAGAAUAUCGUGCAAGUGAAGCUGGGAAACCCAGACUACAUUAACUGCAGUUCAGAGGAGGCCAUCGAAGACUUCAUGGAGAGAAUAAAGUGUUACGAGACCUCCUACCAGCCUCUGGAUGAAGAUCUGGACAGCGACGUGUCUUACAUAAAGAUCAUGGAUGUGGGCCGUCGGUACAUGGUGAACCGUGUUGUUGACCACAUCCAGAGCCGAAUCGUCUACUACCUGAUGAAUAUCCACAUCACUCCACGCUCCAUCUACCUCUGUCGCCAUGGUGAGAGUGACCUUAACAUCAAGGGACGCAUUGGAGGAGACUCUGGCUUGUCUUCCAGGGGAAAAGAGUUUGCUAAACACUUGAGGAAUUUCCUUGAGGAGCAGAACAUUAAAGAUUUGAAGGUUUGGACCAGCCAGAUGAAGAGAACCAUCCAGACAGCAGAGUGCCUUGGAGUUUCAUAUGAACAAUGGAAAUCUCUCAAUGAGAUUGAUGCUGGUGUGUGUGAAGAAAUGAUGUACGAGGAGAUCCAGGAGCAUUUCCCUCUGGAGUUUGCAAUGAGAGACCAGGACAAAUACCGCUACCGCUAUCCAAAAGGAGAGUCAUAUGAGGACCUGGUGCAGCGGCUGGAGCCUGUGAUCAUGGAGCUGGAGAGACAGGAGAAUGUUCUGGUCAUUUGUCACCAGGCCGUCAUGCGAUGCUUGCUGGCAUAUUUCCUGGACAAGACUUCACAUGAGUUGCCCUACCUCAAGUGUCCUCUGCACACUGUGCUGAAGUUGACACCAGUUGCUUAUGGAUGUAAAGUGGAGUCAGUGUAUCUAGGCGUGGAGUCUGUUAACACUCACAGAGACAGGCCAGAGAACGUGAAUGUGCAGCGCAGCACUGAAGAUGCUCUACAGACUGUUCCAGCUCACCUCUAAUUGCCCAGAGUCCCACUCCAGCGGGGACUUCGUUCUGCUCUCUCUAUAAAGGAAGCAGGCUCAGCAGCUUUAUCCCUCCAGCUUCUAGAACUCGGAUCUUUCAUUUCUGUAGGAAAGAAACCUACUUGGAUCCACUGUAACCGUUGCUGAGAUAAUCUCAGUAUCAUCUGUGACUGUAGCACUGAGUCCUGUAUGUACUGUCAUGUGCUUCCAUUGAUUUAAAAGAAAAAAACUCAUAACACUAUUUUACAAACAUUUCUUUUAUAAUAACCUGUUAUUUUUACUAACUGUGUUAUAUUUUAUACAAAAGUUAAAAAGAUUUAAAAAAAAAUCUCCAAGAACUAAGAGCCAGAUACAGCAUCUUCAUUCCACUAAUGAAGACUGUCCUGCAAAUACAACCUAUUAAAGAAUCAAAUCAGGCUCUAAAUGUAUUUGUGUUGCUAUAAUCCAAAAUGUGAACUGCAGUAAAAAUCAUGAGACUAAUAGUGUAGCUAACUUUUAACUUACAAAUAUUCCUUGUAUCCUCUGUGAGUGAAUAUCAGCCUAAUAGCAAAGGCCAGUUUGUUGUUGGGUUUGUUUUUUUGUUUUUCAAGUAUGGUACUGUGGAAGCUAAAGAUUCACAUUUCUACCUAAUAACUACCUGGUAUUACAUGUCCUGUAUAACUGAUGAAUAUUCAGCUCUGGAAAUGUAAACAUGAAAUGGAUGACAAACAAUCACUAAAGUGAAAAGUGUACA
Molecule: messenger RNA, 2161 nt
Organism: Cyprinodon tularosa
Lineage: Eukaryota; Metazoa; Chordata; Actinopteri; Cyprinodontiformes; Cyprinodontidae
Gene: pfkfb4b
Product: 6-phosphofructo-2-kinase/fructose-2,6-biphosphatase 4b
Exons: 14
Coding region: 1-1425 (474 amino acids)
Biological process (GO): fructose metabolic process; fructose 2,6-bisphosphate metabolic process
Cellular component (GO): cytosol
Molecular function (GO): 6-phosphofructo-2-kinase activity; fructose-2,6-bisphosphate 2-phosphatase activity; ATP binding
Source: RefSeq, a predicted model, not a curated record